This is a messenger RNA of Drosophila subpulchrella, 2465 nucleotides long. RefSeq names its product proton-coupled amino acid transporter-like protein CG1139. The record is from RefSeq and is a predicted model, not a curated record. The coding region runs from base 360 to 1868 and encodes 502 amino acids. Lineage: Eukaryota; Metazoa; Arthropoda; Insecta; Diptera; Drosophilidae. Gene Ontology annotation, cellular component: vacuolar membrane. Gene Ontology annotation, biological process: amino acid transmembrane transport. Gene Ontology annotation, molecular function: amino acid transmembrane transporter activity. The transcript has 6 exons.
UGUCAAACCGUGCGGUUGAUUGUCGGAACUCCGAAAAAGAAAACUACUCGAAUUCGAAAUUACUGAAAUCUCCGAUUUGAUUCCCCGUUCCGGUCACGGUCUCUCUCGCAAGUUGCAUUAGUAAUAUUGCAUUUCUUAUUCUCAAAUCCAACUCCAAUCCCACUUUUGAGACGAGUCUCGACCAUUGCUAUUAAAUCUGCCAUUCAAUUCUGUUUUGUAUCUGUAACAAGUGCUUGGAGGCCAGUCUCGAUAUCCGAGUGGUGUCGUUUCGCGCACCAGGAUCCUAACCCCCAACGGCCUGAUCCUGCAUCCGCAAAGAUAUCGGCUAAUCAAGGAUUACCAUUACCGUUAUCGUCGCCAUGAGUUUCCAUAAGAGCGACUCGCGGACGCCGCUGGCGCCCACCGAGUACACUAAAAUCCCGACGGUCGUUGCGGGCUACGGAGAAAACGAGAAGCCCAAAGGCGGCAAAGGCGGGCAACCCAAGUUCAUCCGCUCGGACAUGGCCGACGUACCCGUCCAGCAGGCGGCCGGAUCCACGCUUCCGUUGGUAAUCACUCGGAAAAAAGGAGACGACUCCGAGGAUGGCAACUACAAUCCGUUCGAGCACCGCAAGGUGGAACACCCCACAUCGGACCUCGAGACAUUUGUGCACCUGCUGAAAGGAUCGCUGGGCUCUGGGAUAUUGGCCAUGCCAAUGGCCUUCUCCCACGCUGGUCUGUGGUUUGGUUUGGCGGCCACCUUCGCGGUGGGCACCUUGUGCACCUACUGCGUCCACAUCCUGGUCAAGUGCGCCCACAUCCUGUGCCGGCGGCGCAAGAUCCCGAUGAUGGGCUUCGCCGAUGUGGCGGAGCAGGCCUUCCUCGACGGACCUCCCUCGCUGAAUCGCUGGUCCCGCUUCAUCCGUUUUAUGGUCAAUACAUUUCUGGUGAUCGAUCUGCUGGGCUGCUGCUGCAUCUACCUGGUCUUCGUGGCCACCAAUGUGGAGCAGGUGGUCAGGGUCUAUAUGGAAACGGAGCUGAGCAUUCGGGUUUGGAUCAUGAUCGUGACGGCCCCGCUGAUCUUGAUGUGCCUGGUCCGGAACCUGAAGUUCCUCACGCCCUUCUCAAUGAUCGCCAACAUCCUGAUGUUCGUGGGCAUUGUGAUCACCUUCAUCUACAUGUUCUCCGAUCUACCCGCUCCCGUGGAGCGUCCUGGAAUUGUGAGUGUGACCGAGUGGCCGCUCUUCUUCGGCACCGUGAUCUUCGCCCUGGAGGGAAUCGGUGUAGUUAUGUCCCUGGAGAACGACAUGAAGAACCCCAGCCACUUUAUCGGCUGCCCCUCGGUCCUGAACUUCGGCAUGGGUCUGGUGAUUGCCCUGUACACCCUGGUUGGCUUCUUCGGCUUCCUGAAGUACGGCCCGGAUACCCAGGCCAGCAUUACGCUGAAUCUGCCCCUGGAAGACAAGUUGGCCCAAUCCGUCAAGCUAAUGAUUGCCAUCGCCAUCUUCUUCACCUUCACCCUGCAGUUCUACGUGCCCGUCACAAUCUUGUGGAAGGGUCUUGAGCACAAGAUCCGGCCGGAGAAGCAGAACAUCAGUGAAUACGGACUACGCGUGUUUCUGGUGAUUCUGUGCGGAGGAAUAGCGGUGGCCCUGCCCAAUCUGGGGCCCUUCAUCUCGCUGAUCGGAGCGGUGUGCCUCAGCACGCUGGGCAUGAUCGUUCCGGCGACGAUCGAGCUGGCCGUGUACCACGAGGACCCAGGAUACGGGCGCUUCAACUGGCGGCUGUGGAAGAACUCCGGACUGAUACUGUUCGGCGUGGUGGGCUUCGUGGCCGGAACCUAUGUGAGCAUCAUCGAAUUCCACCAAGAGUUCAGCGGCGGUCACUGAGCCACUGCUAAUUUAAUUUAAAGUAGUCUUUAAUGAAACUCUUCUAAGCACAGGGAUGUCUAAGUUAAGUUUUUAACUAAUUUUAGGGCUAACCAAAGUUUUCUAGGACUCCAGAACCCCCCGCCUCGGCCCCGUGGUUAUCCUUUCCCGACCCUCCCCGUCCUGCCCCUCCACAGAUCCGAUCCCUGAUCCCUAUAUUGACCUUUUAGCGGGUAUCAGCUACCAAAACAACAAAAGUAUUUCGAUUUAGUCGGUGCCACGCCCUCGGCGAGCUGUGGAAACUGGGGGGGCGUGGCAUUAAGGUUACUUAGAGAAUUCUUUUAGAAGUGACUUUGUAUCGUAGUGAUUUUGACAACAACUUAGUCGUAAUUAGUUCCUACUCGAACUAAGCCAAGACAGACGGACGCAGCCGAAGUUUGUUUUCGUUCUUCAAUUAUAUUGUUUUAUCAUUGAUUUACUCUGUACAUUAUCGACGCCCUAAUUCAAUAAUCAUGACAUAUUACCAAUUACCAAUACACAAAGACCCCGCUGCUCCUUGCGCAAGGGCAGCAAAAAAAUUGCAUUAAAAAAAUAAUAAAACCUAUUGAAACAACCAAA